AAUCAACAAUAAUCAACAAUAACAAGAGGUGUAUCCUGAAGUUUACCCUCAGAAUGAAGGCAGCAAAGAGAUCUGCCUGCGACCGGUGCAGGGCAAAGCGAGUGCGAUGCCCCCGUCCUGCUGACAGCAUAGAGCCCUGCGCCCGCUGCGUGCGCCUGGGGGAAGCAUGUGUUACGGGGUCCCCUGGUUAUCCCGGGCGGCCGCGAAAGAUGCCAGCAACGCCAACGCCGACAACGCCGUCAGCAACACAACCAAACAGUCUGGGGCUAUUGGAUGCGCCUGCAGGGGAGACAAUGAGCCGGGCUGAUUCAUGGCUGGAUCUAUUGGAUGAUGGGUUCUUUAACUUGAGCGAAGACUGCACACUGCUCAACCACGAACUGCCCAGUGUCUACCCAGGCCACGACUCCAACCGCAUCAGUGCCGAUGGUCUCGAAAGUGCAACAGGUUCGCUGGUACAAUUCGGAGAACGGAUGGAACGGCGUGUUUCAGCCAUAGAUGCCUUCUUCUCGGAUCCUCGCAACGUGGUGGAAAACUGCCCGGAGGAGGGGCCAGGCAUGACGGGUGAGAAUCCGGUGGCGACAGCGAUCCAAUGCACGGAAGAGUUCAUCCAAAUCCUCCAGACCGUGAUGACAUCGACUCUCAGCACAGAAACAACUCUCUUGAUCCUCACGGGCUACCUCCGACUCAUGCGAUUGUACGAUUCACUCUUCCGCAACGUCUACCGACGCCUAAGUCAAAUCCCAUCGGAAACCAUCCAGUCCGUCAAGGUCAAGGCCGUGCUGCGUAUCGGGGGUAUCUCUUCCCUGCAAGACAUGUCGGGCAAGGUGUAUGCCAGGGGAGUCAUCGAGGUCAUCGAAGCCCAUCUUCAAACCGUGGAGCGCUGCUUGGGGCUUCCCGUGGAAUACUGUCUCUCAGGCAAGACAGCCGCUCCAUCAGGGAUCUUCACCAGCGAUGAUCGAGCACGGCUGCUGCAUACUGUCAUGGCACAGGAGGAUGUCGGAGCGUCUUAUGUACAGUCAAUUCGACAACAUAUCAGGAUGACAGUCGCAUUGUGGGAUUGAAGCUCUUUUCAGUAUACUCUGGAUGAUAUGAUACAACUAUCUCUGUGCUAUAGG
This is a messenger RNA of Penicilliopsis zonata CBS 506.65, 1115 nucleotides long. RefSeq lists its product as hypothetical. Gene Ontology annotation, molecular function: zinc ion binding; DNA-binding transcription factor activity, RNA polymerase II-specific. Gene Ontology annotation, biological process: regulation of DNA-templated transcription. Bases 54 to 1061 code for a protein of 335 amino acids. The record is from RefSeq and is a predicted model, not a curated record. Lineage: Eukaryota; Fungi; Ascomycota; Eurotiomycetes; Eurotiales; Aspergillaceae. The transcript has a single exon.